GGAGGCCCCAGGACGCAGCAGGCUCAGGGGCAGGAGAGGCGCUGCUCAGGAUUCAGGGCAAAUCUCUCACAGGGGUCUCUCUUCCAGGGCUGAGUGUGGGCCUGGGCGCCCAGGUGCCGGCAGGUGGGUCUGUCCCCCGGUGUCCCAGCUCCCUGCUGCUCCUGGGGUCAAGAGGCCACCCCCAGGCAAUGCGGACGGGGGACAGCAGCUCUGGGCUGAAGGAGGGGGAGACUGGGAGGUUGGGGCUGAGAGCUGGGGACCUGGGGGUGAGGAUGUCUUGUGACCCAGCCUCUGAUGUCCUUCCAGGGACCCUCCCCAAACCCACCAUCUGGGCUGAGCCAGGCUCUGUGAUCCCCUGGGGGAGCCCCGUGACCAUCUGGUGUCAGGGGACCCUGGGGGCCCGGGAGUUCCGUUUGGAUAAAGAGGGAAGCUCAGCUCCCUGGGACAGACAGCCCCCACUGGAGCCCGGGGACAAGGGCAACUUCUACAUCUUAUACGUGACACAGCUCUACGCAGGGAGAUAUCACUGUUACUAUCUCAGCCCCACUGGAUGGUCAGAGCACAGUGACCCUCUGGAGCUGGUGGUGACAGGGGCCCGGGGCAAACCCACCCUCUCAGCCCUGCCGAGCCCUGUGGUGACCUCGGGAGGGAACGUGACCCUCCAGUGUGGCUCAGGGCAGGGAUGGGACGGGUUCAUUCUGACUAAGGAAGGAGAACCCAAGUCCUCCUUGACCCUGGAUGCACAGCGACGCCCCUAUCGGCAGACCCGGGCCCUGUUCUCCGUGGGUCCCGUGACCCCCAGUCACAGGUGGAUGUUCAGAUGCCACGGCUUUAACAGGGACACCCCCCAGGUGUGGUCGGCCCCCAGUGACCCCCUGGAGCUCCUGGUCUCAGGAGGGGAGACAGGCCCUCGCCCAGCGCCCUGGCCGGCAGCCCCAGGCUGGGCUCUCUCAGGCCGACUUCCCCCUGGGCCCGGUGACCUACACCCACGGGGGCCGGUACACAUGCUACGGUGGACACAACCUCUCCUCCGAGUGGUCGGCCCCCAGUGACCCCCUGGACGUCCUGGU
Messenger RNA from Physeter macrocephalus (sperm whale), 1070 nucleotides. Its product is annotated as leukocyte immunoglobulin-like receptor subfamily A member 5. Gene Ontology annotation, cellular component: plasma membrane. The transcript has 3 exons. Bases 189 to 1052 code for a protein of 287 amino acids. Gene Ontology annotation, molecular function: inhibitory MHC class I receptor activity. Gene Ontology annotation, biological process: cytokine-mediated signaling pathway. Lineage: Eukaryota; Metazoa; Chordata; Mammalia; Artiodactyla; Physeteridae. The record is from RefSeq and is a predicted model, not a curated record.